UAAGAGGAUUCAUAUAAUACUCUAGCUAUUUAACUUUUAGCACCCUUUAUGAGCACUGACUCCCAUGCCUCUUAACUAACGCUGAAGGUAAGCAUCACUAUAGGUAAGUAAGCAGUGGUAGAGGCAGCAUGUACAAGCCUAAAAGUAAAUCACAGUGCUGCCCCAACAGUCACAGCGGGAGGGUGCAGGCGAGUGUUUGGUUUGGUCCCAUCACUGUGCGGCAGGCGGUGCAAUAACAGCUCCAUGGAGGCCCGUCAGACACUGCAGGACGUCCAUGACAGAUGAGGCACGGACAGGUGGGUGACGUCCCGGUGCUAUAGUGGUGUUGUGUGCCUGCUGUGUGGCGGCCUUGUGGUGUGCCGCGUCAGCCCCGAGCCUGAUAGCCCCGCCGGCCACCAGACACCAGCACAGGCACCGGCCCCGGCACUGCCCAGUGAGGCAUACAGCCUGGGUCGUGCAUGACAGGCCAGCCUCGCACCGGAGACACACGCCCCGGCAUCACCAGUGCCAAGGAAAACUUAAAUCACAUUACAGGUCCAACAGCAGAAGAAACCAAGACCCAUUCUUCACCAUGGGGGAGGCGGGCCAGGACACAGAAAAGGCUGGGUUUGACAUACUCAUGUUCAAGCGGCUGUUCAAGUUGGUUCGACUCAUCUUCCCUGGAUGGUGUUCCCUCCCUUCCGCCCUCUUCUUCCUCCUCCUCUUCCUUUGUGGCUUGGAACAAUUCCUGGCCUAUUUUGUGGGCUUGAUUCCUAGUGGCUACUACAAAGUGUUCAAUGCUCGGGACAAAGAUGGCUUUCUCUACCACACCCUGCAGGCACUUGCCCUUUUUGUGGCUAUUUCUGUGGUCAUCAGUGUGAAGAAGUACGUGGACAGCAUCCUCUACAUUACAUGGCGGCAGCUUCUUUGUCGUGCAUUACACCGACUCUACUUCUCGGGCAUAAACUAUUACUCCAUCAACAUACUGCCUGGCAGUAUCGACAACCCAGACCAGCGCAUGACCCAGGACGUGGACAGGCUGUGCCUCACCCUGGCCACCAUCACCACUAAGGUCAUCAUAGCACCCUUCCAGAUUGGUUACUACACCUACAAAACAUAUGGAGGGACAGGCUGGAUGGGCACCCUUUGUGUGUAUGGCUUCUUCCUGGUGGCUACCAUUGCCAACAAGAUAGUCAUGUCUCCCAUUGUCAAGUAUGUCAUGAAUCAAGAGAAGUGUGAGGGCAACUUCAGGUUCAAGCACAUGCAGGUUCGCGUAGAUGCUGAAUCCAUUGCCUUCCAGGUGUCUGGUGCAGUGGAAUCCUUCAAGACCAAUAAUUCUUUGGAUAAGCUGAUAUCUGCACAGCAAAACUUGUUUGAUAGAAAGAUACUUCUGAAUCUGGUACAGCACUUUUUUGACUAUCUGGGGUCAAUAGUGGCCUACCUGGCAAUUGCAAUCCCAAUUUUUGGUGGCAAAUUUAGCCCAGAUGAAGAUCUCUCCCCUAUUGUCAGUGCUUACUCGUUUGUGUGUAUGUACCUGGUGUUCAGUCUUACCUCGCUGCUGGACCUAAGUAGUCAGGUGGUGCUGCUGUCUGGUGUGACCCAUCGUGUAGCUCAGCUGGCUGAGCAUCUGCUCCAAUUGCAGACUGACUGGGACACCUCCAGCCUACAGGCAUGCUCCUCCUUUACAAAUAUCAUCCACACUAUGCGCUGCCACCCAGGCAGUGACUCCUCCAGUACUGAAGCAAGCAAACAUCUGUUGGAAGCAUCUGCCGAUAAUGAAAGUGAAGUUGCUGCCAUUGAAGGGGAUCAAACAUCCCUUGGUGUUGCCUUCAUUCUACGUGAAGUUGACAUCUGCCCACCAGGCUCUGAUAAGCCUCUAGUGACUGAUUUGCAUUUGGAUGUGAUGAAGGGGGAAAACCUUCUUAUCAUGGGUCCCAGCUCUUCUGGUAAAUCCAGCCUGUUAAGGGUACUCCGAGGGCUGUGGCCGGCAACACGAGGAACAGUAGCCCAUGACUUCCCACCGGGGCCCAAGAUGGUUCUCUUCCUGGCUCAAAAGCCUCUACUCACCAAUGGCUCAUUACUGGAGCAGGUAAUCUACCCCCUGAGGUUGGACCCACACAAUCCCCUGAGCAGAGAGUCUUGUGAUGAGAUCAUGGAAUUGUUAAACUCAGUUCACUUACAAGGACUCCUUGCCAGGACUGGGGACCUGUAUAGUGAUCCCAACUGGAAUUGGAAUGAUGCACUGUCACCUGGGGAAAUGCAGCGAGUGUGUUUUUUGCGAGUCCUCUACCAUCGACCCCAGUUUGCUCUCUUGGAUGAAGCCACAAGUGCUUUAAGCUUAGAUGUUGAAGAACAACUUUACACUGCAUGUCAAGAGCGUUGCAUCACUUUGGUCAGUGUGGGCCACAGACACUCACUUAAAAAAUAUCACAGCACCCUGCUCUCCUUGGAUGGAGCAGGGGGCUGGAAAAAGGAACCCAUCCCACAGAAUGUUACUCAGAUAACUCCAUGAUGAAUAUAUAUAUAUAUAUAUAUAUAUAUAUAUAUAUAUAUAUAUAUAUAUAUAUAUAUAUAUAUAUAUAUAUAUAUAUAUAUAUAUAUAUAUAUUUAUAUGUAUAUGGGUUUUUAUGUUAUUUAUUCUGACCAAUCAAGCAGCAGCCAUAGGUUGAUCUCAGGAAUGGAGUCCAUAAAAUUGGAUGCUUAGUCAUAGUUUCAUUCAAAAGAAUGUGCCUCUAGAGAAUAAGGGUAUAAGGUUUUGUUGUGCUUCAAAGCUUAUGCAGACCUAAUUAUAUACAGAAUGGGCCUCAAGAGAUUUUCUUGGUCUACUAAUUAAUUGCUUGCCUCAUUCAUUCCCAACUUCAUGGAGUAGUUGUUCUGAUCUAUUACUUUUGUGAUAACAUUUUCACCACUGAAUGAAACCAUGAAUUAAGUAAUUUUCUUUUAAGAAAACUUGCAUAUAUCAUUCAGAUUGAAGAUUAAACUGAAACUCUUUUACAGUGUAGAUUGAUGCUUGAGUCAGUUCCUUUCAACUUUUAUCUAGUGAAAAUUUAUCCAGUAACUUAUUUAAUACAAGUAUACACAGCACUUUUGGUACUAAACCAUGAAGAGUGAUAACUCUUGUUUUAUAGUACUCUUUGAUAGUAUUCAUCAUAUGUGACGUUAACAGAGAGGCAGUGGUGGGCACGAUUCCGCUAAUCCGCUAACUGCUAACUUUUUCGUUGGCUGUUUAGCAUUUUCACUAACUUUGGAAAAAAUUAGCAGAUUAGCUUCCGCUAAAUGUAGUUCCUCCUCCGUUAACUUUAAGUACACUAAAAAAUUCAUACAGAUUUGUUCUUGUCCAUUGUGGGCAGACAGCACCAGAUGAGCUACAUGGCGCAAUAAUUCCAGGGCUUCCUCUUUUGGGUAAAUUAUACCUUAACCCUUUCAUUGCUAAACGCUUGCAGCAGGCGUUAGGUGUAUUUGCUGGUGGUGCUAAACGCUCGCUGCAACCUCCACCCACACUCGAAUCUCCCCUGUAUGAGAGUGUUUCAACACUAAUGCUCACAACACAGGAUUGCCAAGGAAAGGGUUAAGAGGAGGGUAAUUGAACAAUUAUUAGGGAAUUUUUUGGUAUUUUAGAGUAAUGCAUCUUCCAUUUCUGCACUGCUAUUGAAAGUUUGUAUAUAAGGCAUAAUAGUAAAAAAGUUAGCGGUUAGCGAUUAGCGUUAGCUUCCACUAAUUUCUUUAUCAGUUUAGUGGUUUAGCAUAAGCGAAGCUAACUUUUUAGUUAGUGGAUUACCAGUUAGCGAAACUAAUUUUUUGGUUAGCGGUGCCCACCACUGCAGAGAGGUAACAAGUAAAUAUCUAGCAUUUGAAAAUUAUCUGAAUUCUCUUUCAUGGGAAUCUCUCCACUGUUCAGUUCAUCCUCAUGCUGUGUGAAAAUACAGGGAACAAUUUUCCUCAUAAAGCACAACAUUGCAAAAUACAAAGCAUUCAAUAGGAUAUAUUGAAAGGAUAGUCAAUCUUUGACCACUGUGGCUGCACUGUGCAUUGUGCACUGGUGUAGAUGAAGCCUCAUUUUACGUAUAAAGUGCCUUGCCAGUACCAAAAUCACCAAAAAGCCAACUUAUAUAUAUAUAUAUAUAUAUAUAUAUAUAUAUAUAUAUAUAUAUAUAUAUAUAUAUAUAUAUAUAUAUAUAUAUAUAUAUAUAUAUAUAUAUAUAUAUAUAUAUAUAUAUAUAUAUAUAUAUAUAUAUAUAUAUAUAUAUAUAUAUAUAUAUAUAUAUAUAUAUAUAUAUAUAUAUAUAUAUAUACACAGUAAACCCUUGGGACAAUGCACCUGUUUUUAAUGGAUUUCGGAGUUAAUGGACAAGGUCAGAGGGUCAGAAAUCCAUGGGAACUGAGUGAGAGAAGCAUUUUAACCAACCACGCCCGGCAACUGUAAUAGUGUUUGCUAGCCAUAUUGUGGCCAUAUUGAAGUGGCUCUUUGUCAUAAACACUUAAUAGCUGAGUUUAUUGUUCAUUCAUAUAAUGAAUGGUGCUUGCCAUGUGUUUUACAUCCCUCCAACAUAUGACAUCGGUCCCCUGUCAACUGGCAAUUGAAAACAAAAAAUGGAAGUGCCCUCUUGGCCAUAUGCUGACCAUUUCUGCAAAUCUGCCAGAAAUAGCUAAUCUUGCACUGUGAACAAGGCCCAAGCACCAUGCCAAGCAUGAGUGAAGAAGGGCACAUAUACUAGUUAAGACUUAAUAAAAGCUGUACUAACUGGAUCAGGCUGAUCAUGAUCAGUGCAGCACUCUGCUUUAGCAUUUAUGCCAAAACAGCUGUUUCUGACGUGUGCAGAUACAGCAACUAGCAGUUGUGACAAAGUCUGAAUGCCUAAAUCAUAUACCUGUGAGUUAGGACUAUCAUCACCUUUAAGUCAUGCCUCUGCCUCAUAUACUAUGUACUCUGCAUUAUCACUGAGCAACAAUCGUUUUCUCAAAAAUUAAGUUGAAUUUGAAGUUAUAAAGUAUUUUUAAAAUGCUCAUUAUUUUACAUUUUCUAGAGCUUACAAGCUAGGAGAAUUACAAACUACACAAAUAUGCAAAGUACAAGGAUUAAGUGUACUUUAUCAUAUUUGUCAAUGUUGUAUUCUCUUUUGCUCUGUUGUGAGGCAGACAAGAUCUCCAAAUGCAUUUGAUUUUGCUUGUCACUAUAUUUUAUUGAAUACAGUGUUAUUUCUAGCACAUUAAAUUCCUAGGAUAGAUAGGAAAUACACUUUUUCACGCUGCCUUUUUGUCCUCAGUACUACAAAAAAAGCUAUCAUUCAGUUGUUAAUUCACUUUUUUUAUUGUAUAUGAAUAAAAAUUUAUAAUGAACAAAGUUCAAUUUAUGAAGUUGACUCAUUUUAUGUGAAUAUUGUCCUACUUGUUCCUCUCAGAAAUUAUUAAUGCAUUUACAGGCAGUUAAGUUUUAAGAUAAUUAUGAACCUCAGAUUCUAUGCCAACAAGAAACUUCCUUUACCCAACCACCCAUACCUAUCCCAAAUUACCUUCCUUCAAAGCCUUCCGAUUUAACUAUCUGAUCAUCUCUUCUUAGUACUGUGUCAUCUUUCCAUACACCACCACAUAUCUUUUCCCUUUACCUCGCCUCUAUCUGCCAUGUGACCUUUUGGACACACAACUCACUCACUCCUCCAUACCCUAAAUUAUCACAUACUGCAGAAUCCCUACACUUCCUUAGAGAGUAACACUUCCUCUGACUGAUGAAUCCAUACUCUCAAUUUGUUUGGAUAUCAUAUAACCUACAAAUUUCUUCCCCCUAAUACUGUAUCAUUUUUCCAAACAUUACUGUGAGUUUUCAAUAUAUCAGCAUCUUUUCCUACACCUUACUGUUUACCUCUGUCUGACCAGUGCCAUAUGGCCUAUGAUGCCUGGCACAUCUUAUACACACCAGGCAUAGUAGCUAAAUGGUCAACCUUAAGUAACACCCACCCCUAAUACCCUCCUCACUGAAAGAAGUUGAUAUUUUGCUCUAAAAAUUAUCUCAACCAUUCUUCAGAUUUACGGUUCUGAAUCUUAGCUCCAACCUUCUAUUUAUAUAUUAAUAGUAGUUUAACAUCAUAUUUAUAGUUUUUGCUGCCAGGUGCUAAGAUGAUAGUUUAACUUUUUUAAAUGACCAGUCUUAAUCACAUAAUUUUGCAACAUGCAUACAGGUUAAAAUUACUUGAAUCUAAAGUCCCUGUUCACACGUAUCAUCUUUCAUACUAGUUUGAGGAUGCAAAAACAAAAUUAAUUACAAACUUUUAAUAUAAACUCUGCACCAUCACCAUAAAAAAGGAAUGUCCCUUAAGUGGUCUAGAACAAUGAUAAAAAUUGACUAACCAAGCAGACAUUAUUUAACAUACAAUCAUUUAAUAUUUUUUUUCAAUACAUGUAAUAAACAUUUUCAUAGAGAUAACAGCAUUUUAAUGAAGACUACAAGCCAAGUAUGCUGGAAGACUACCUUUUCAGGUAAAAAAAAAAAGUCCACCAGUUAUAAACUUGGCAAAUGGACACUUGGGUGUUUUCUGUAGACCCAGGUAACUCUGAAUCAAGAUUGAAGUUGCAAUCUGAAUUAAGAAGACAGUUUUUCCGAUUGAAAAAAUAUCAAUAUCUAGUGAAUUGUAGAUUUUCUCUUUUGCCCCAUAUAAAAUUAUUUACAGUAAA
Messenger RNA from Eriocheir sinensis (Chinese mitten crab), 6645 nucleotides. RefSeq names its product lysosomal cobalamin transporter ABCD4-like. The coding region runs from base 572 to 2491 and encodes 639 amino acids. The record is from RefSeq and is a predicted model, not a curated record. Lineage: Eukaryota; Metazoa; Arthropoda; Malacostraca; Decapoda; Varunidae. Gene Ontology annotation, biological process: fatty acid beta-oxidation; peroxisome organization; long-chain fatty acid import into peroxisome. Gene Ontology annotation, cellular component: peroxisomal membrane. Gene Ontology annotation, molecular function: long-chain fatty acid transmembrane transporter activity; ATP binding; ABC-type transporter activity. The transcript has 14 exons.